Lotus japonicus is the source of this 807-nucleotide messenger RNA. RefSeq lists its product as uncharacterized. The coding region runs from base 1 to 807 and encodes 268 amino acids. The transcript has a single exon. The record is from RefSeq and is a predicted model, not a curated record. Lineage: Eukaryota; Viridiplantae; Streptophyta; Magnoliopsida; Fabales; Fabaceae.
AUGAGCCAGGAUUGUUUUCGCCUUGAGGGGGAGGGAGUGACUAAAACACGGGAGGAUUCUCUUGUAUUAUUUGAUGAUGGCGAUGUUGCUGAUGCGCUAGGAGAAUAUGAAAAUUGUUUGGUAGGCAGAUUCCUCACGGAUAAGCCUAUCCAUAAGGGUUCUCUUCAGAGUGCACUUGGAAAUAUUUGGUGCAACCCCAGAGACUUUCGGGUGGAAGAGAUAAGCAACAAGGUCUUUUUGUUUCAUUUGGGUGAUGAGAAGGACGCUAGGCGAAUUAUCCAAGGUUCCCCGUGGGUCUUUCGAAAUUCCUGGCUACUAAUACAACCGUGGAGUUGUCAUGUCGAGCCAGUGGAUAUGGUCUUUGAUUCUGUGGCAGUAUGGGUUCAAUUUUGGGGCCUGCCUUUGCACUGCCGCACCAUUAAAAUGGGGACUAAGAUUGGAUCUUCCAUUGGUGAAGUCCUUGACGUGGACUUAUUUGAGCUCCCUGAUAGGAAGGUUAUUGUGAAGGCCAUGGUUGAAAUUGAUGUCUCAAAACCUUUACUUGAAGGGAUCAAUGGAGGAAGCCACAAGGAUGGAGUGUUCUGGAUCGACUUUAAAUAUGAAAAAUUACCACAGUUCUGCUUCAUUUGUGGGAUAAUUGGCCAUGGUGAUCAAUUCUGUCCAACGGGUGUGGCGGCAGAUCAUGUAACCUCUGCGUCCAGUAGGAAAUAUGGGCACGCAUGCGUGCCUCCACGGUUGGUCGUCGACUGUCCUCGAGGAGUCUCUCGAAGGGAACGGGGUCUAGAGUGGCGGAUCUCCGGACGGUGA